UAAUGAAAGCAAUAUUACUUAUCGCUUUAAUUUUUUGUUUUGCAAAUUGCAGUCUUGAAACUAUUGGAUUAAGACAUAAAUUGUCUUAAAUUAUUCAAGAACAUUAAUCAAGUUUAUAAGAAAAAUAAAUGUCAGGUGGAUGGAUUAAAGUAUUAUUUGUUUAAAAAUUUAAGUAACCAUUAGAUGAAUUUGAACAAUAAAACAAUAACAUAAUCAAAUCUACUUAAGAUGCAAUUGAAGAUAAAUUUAAUUUAUCAAAAGAUGGAUAUUAAUAUGAAAAGUUACUUCAAGUGACUUCUCAAGUUGUGGCAGGAAUUAACUAUAAAGUUCUUGUUUAAUAUGAAAAAGAAGAUGCUAAAAGAAUUUUUGAAGUUCAAUAAUUUGUUGUGUAAUAAUAUCUUUUUAAAUAAAAUAGUCCCUGGAACCCAUCAGCUAAUUCAAUUACAAAAGUAGAAGAAAUUAUAUCAUAAAACUAAUGAA
This is a messenger RNA of Paramecium pentaurelia, 480 nucleotides long. NCBI's taxonomy places the organism in Eukaryota, Ciliophora, Oligohymenophorea, Peniculida, Parameciidae. The record is from the annotation of a GenBank genome assembly.